AAAGUGAUCGAUUUGAAGUUGCGUACACAAAUUGUUAAUAAUUUGCAGGAAAAAUGACAAAGACAUGGACUAUUGUGAUUUUCACUGAUGAAGAUUGUGUUGAAGUAGUUCCAUCAAGUUGGAUACUAAAUGACAAAUGUUAUUGGCCGACGCUUACACCUGACAAGUUGAAAGCUGCAGUAAAAAAUCACGAUGCACUUGAUACUUCUUGGCCUUCAUAUCCUAUUCGGCUUAUACGAAAUGGAACUUUUUAUGAUUAUUCAACAGCAGAAAAAAAGUGUAAACGGGCGGAGUAUUCGUCCGAUGUAAAUUCUGACAGAUCUAAACAGAAUGAAACAGAAUCCGACAUAAAUAAAAGGAAAAUAAUAAAAAAAACGUUUGGCUUUUCAUUUGAUGAGGAUAAUCUAUCAUCAUCAGACGAUAAUAAUAAAUUGCCGACUAAAUUGCCGACUCCUCCACGUUUAACGAAUGACACCAGUACUUUUAUAAGUAAAAGAAAGCCGAAACAAAAGAGUCAAGCUACUAAUAACGAUAGAAUUCGAAAUGAGAAAUUUGAAAGGAAUUUAUCGAUUGGUAAUAAACGAGGUAAUAAAUCUUUAGAUGACAACGAUAAACCAUUGAAUGUUAAUGAACAAGAAUGUAAAUGUUGUCCUGUACAUAUAAAACACAACUGUGAAAAUUAUUUUAAAGAAAUCAUCCAACAACAAAAUCUUUUCAAAGCCAGCAUGUGGCAAUAUACAGAUUCACUUCACGAAUUAACCACAUCGGUUAAUCGGUUAUCGUAUUGUUAUGAAUAAGGUGACUCAUGAAGUGGAGGAAGCAACAACUUCAUUCUUCACAAUGUUUAAUUUUCCGUUACAAGACGAGGAAGACCUAAUCCGCGUCGAUGAACACCUAAACGACGAGAAAAAUUUUAACGUUGCGAUGAAUCAACUUGCAAAAAUUGGUGGAAGUUCUGUACAGAAUUUUACUCAAAGAGCUUUGCAAAUGUUAAUAACAAAUGACCUUGCAUCAACCUAUAGCUGGUUGGGAAGGCGAGCCAAAAAAACUUUUAACAAAUUAAAAUUAGCGGAUUUGAUAAUUGGUUCUGUCAAAAAAAGCAUCCCAAAUUCUACUAAUAAAGAGUGCGAAGAAGCAAUCCAAAAGUGGUUAAGAAGAGCCAAAGAACGUAGUAAUAAUAAUAAUAAGAAACGUGGAGAGAAUAAUAAUGAUGCAGAAACUGCGCGUGAAGGUUCAGAUGCUGAAAAUUAAUUGGUCGAAUCAUUUAUUAAUAACUUACCUGAGAAACUCAUCAUCACUUUCAUUUUUUAUUAUGGUUUAUAUGGGUCAAACGCGGUUCUUCUUGUGUAAUGUCUCAU
This is a messenger RNA of Temnothorax curvispinosus, 1358 nucleotides long. RefSeq lists its product as uncharacterized. The record is from RefSeq and is a predicted model, not a curated record. Bases 54 to 797 code for a protein of 247 amino acids. The transcript has 7 exons. NCBI's taxonomy places the organism in Eukaryota, Metazoa, Arthropoda, Insecta, Hymenoptera, Formicidae.